Messenger RNA from Solanum verrucosum, 1413 nucleotides. RefSeq lists its product as uncharacterized. Gene Ontology annotation, cellular component: membrane. The transcript has a single exon. Bases 143 to 1093 code for a protein of 316 amino acids. Lineage: Eukaryota; Viridiplantae; Streptophyta; Magnoliopsida; Solanales; Solanaceae. The record is from RefSeq and is a predicted model, not a curated record.
GGCUUGUAGGAUUUAGUUGGUUAGUUUUGGUGCUUGCAAGCAAGCAUAGUCAAUAUUGUUGUCGAGAAUAAGAAGGUGUGUUUGCGGAUUGACAUUGUUGUGACUUGUGGAUCUGCAGUGUGAAUUAACGAAGUUGUGAAGCAUGAUGAGGCUUCUUGGAAGUCUCACGAUGCUUCACCUUCUAAUGUGGCUGUUUUGGUUGCCGCGAUUAGGCAGUUCUCAGGUAACUGACUUUCCUAUAGGGGCUGCGCGGGCACUAGAUGCACUCCUCCAGGAUUAUGCUUAUCGUGCAUUUGAUAGCUCGAGAAUUAGAACAGGUGUUAUCUAUGAUGGAAAUGUCCCCUCGAAUUUGACAGGGAUUAAGGUGUCUGGAUUGAGGCUUAGGAGUGGCAGCUUAAGGAGUCGAGGAUUUGAAAUGUAUAAAGAGUUCAAAAUACCUAUUGAUGUAGUUGAACAGCCUUUUGUUGAGAGGCUUGUUCUUGUCUACCAAAAUUUGGGCAAUUUAUCUGCAACAUAUUACAACUUAUCUGGCUACAUGUACUUAGCUCCUGUAUUGGGUCUUCUUGCUUAUGAUGCAUCAAACUUGGCAGCAACUAACUUGCCUGAGUUGGAUAUCAAAGCUUCCGGUCAGCCCAUCUCAAUACGAUUUUCAGAUGUCAAGCCGUUGCCUGUUGGAUCAUCUCCAAAGUGCGUUUCAAUUGACUUACAAGGGUCUCUGAAUUUCAGCAAUGUUUUGUCAGAUAACACUUGCACAACCUUUCAACAAGGACAUUUCUCUAUUGUGAUCGAGUCAAUUGCUCCUGGUCCAUCCCCUCCAACAGAAACACCCAUAAAUCAUCAUAAGGGAAAGAAGAACAAGUCAAAAGUCUGGAUAAUUGUUGGUUCGAUAGUAGGAGGACUAUUAUUGAUGUUUCUUUUAGGUCUUCUAAUAGUGUGUGUGAGCAAGUACAAACACAAGAAGAAAAUGCAACAAAUGGAGAGGGCUACGGAGGUUGGAGAGUCAUUACAAAUGACUAAAGUCGGGAGCACAAAAGCACCGGCUGCUACUGUAACACGAACACAACCUACACUAGAAACUGAGUACAGACCCUGAUUUUUCCCAUCUACACAAGCUCUGCUUCACAUGUCCACAUUCUUGUUUUGUUGAUGUUAUAUAUUCUUCCAACCACACUCCUUUUUCUUGGUGUUGCUUUAUUCAAUUAUUUUGUAGGUUUAUGAUAGCAAUGUGGAUUGUAGCAUGGUUAUUGUGUAAACAAUAAUCUUUUAGCUUUCACAUUAGCCAUUCAUAUUUGUGGUGGUUUGUUAUGGUGUGCAUUUAUUCUUUUAGCAUUUGUUAGAGUUCAUUGUGAUGAAAGUUUGUACAAUUCAUUGACAAGAAAUAAAAUAUUUUGAUAGGUUUUUUUUCUUUGCUUA